AUAUUCCUGACAUUGGCUUUAUUUUUGGCAGUUGUUGCCGCACGGCCACAAGAAGUCAUACCAAUUCUUAGGCAGGAGCAAGAAGUAAAUUUUGAUGGUUCCUACAAGUAUUCAUAUGAAACUGGUAAUGGAAUUAUAGCCGAAGAACAGGGUUAUCUGAAAAAUCCUGGCAGCAAUGCAGAAGCACAGGUUGCCGAAGGUUUCUUCUCCUAUACAGCACCUGAUGGCACUCCCAUUCGUAUUACAUAUGCAGCCGAUGAGAAUGGUUUUGUUCCACAGGGUGAUCAUAUUCCCACACCACCACCAAUUCCAGAGGCCAUACAAAAGGCUUUGGCCUAUUUAGCUACAGCUCCACCACCACCACAGGAACCCUCUUCGGGUGGCCGUAAUACAUUUGGACGAGGUUAAAUGCC
This is a messenger RNA of Musca vetustissima, 413 nucleotides long. RefSeq names its product endocuticle structural glycoprotein SgAbd-2-like. Gene Ontology annotation, molecular function: structural constituent of chitin-based larval cuticle. Gene Ontology annotation, cellular component: chitin-based extracellular matrix. The annotation marks the transcript as partial. The record is from RefSeq and is a predicted model, not a curated record. The transcript has 2 exons. NCBI's taxonomy places the organism in Eukaryota, Metazoa, Arthropoda, Insecta, Diptera, Muscidae.